UGCGUUGUCUGGCGCUCGGUGGGUGCGGUUGACCCUAGUUUGAGGCCUGCCGGAUUACCGGCAAGGCUUGGGCUGGCCCAGGGCGCCGCCGCUCCUGUGACCACAACAGGGAAAGGUAAAGAGAACUGUACUCUUCGGGGCUCGUCAGGCUCCCCUGCAAGGGGGAAGGUAAUGGUUUCAGCCUUCCCAGGCUGGGUUCCGAAUCUCUAGGACUCCAUAGCUGCGAUCUCCUCCCUGUCCUGGACACCUUAUCUCCGGAUCUUCCAGUCUCAGUGCCCCACAGUAAACGUUAAUGCGCUUUGCGAAAAUGCAAAUGUUUAAAAAGGAAACCUUAAUCUCAUCUUUAAAAUGAGAAUUACUGAGUGACCCAAAGGACCUUUUACAGUUGGAAAGACUUAUUUGAACAGCUUAGUAUGGCCAGAUGGCAUCAGUUUUAUAACACUGAAGGGGAAACAAACAAAAGGCAUUGACCAACACUGUUUGGAUGAAUCUGACCAUUUCUUAGGAGAGUUGAAUGUUGUUUCUAUAAAUGAAUGAACCAGUUCUCUGUUGUUCGGAGCAAUGCUGAAAUUCCAAGAGGCAGCUAAGUGUGUGAGUGGAUCAACAGCCAUUUCCACUUAUCCAAACACCUUGAUUGCAAGAAGAUAUGUGCUUCAACAGAAACUUGGCAGUGGAAGUUUUGGAACUGUCUAUCUGGUUUCAGACAAGAAAGCCAAACAAGGAGAGGAAUUAAAGGUACUGAAGGAAAUCUCUGUUGGAGAACUAAAUCCAAAUGAAACUGUUCAGGCCAAUUUGGAAGCUCAGCUCCUCUCCAAGCUGGACCACCCAGCCAUUGUCAAGUUCCAUGCAAGUUUUGUGGAGCAAGAUAAUUUCUGCAUUAUCACGGAGUACUGUGAGGGCCGAGAUCUGGACUAUAAAAUUCAGGAAUAUAAAGAAGCUGGAAAACUGUUUCCAGAAAAUCAAAUAAUAGAAUGGUUUAUCCAGCUGCUGCUGGGAGUUGACUACAUGCAUGAGAGGAGGAUACUUCAUCGAGACUUAAAAUCAAAGAAUGUAUUUCUGAAAAAUAAUCUACUUAAAAUUGGAGAUUUUGGAGUUUCUCGACUCCUAAUGGGAUCCUGUGACCUGGCCACAACUUUAACUGGAACUCCCCAUUAUAUGAGUCCUGAGGCUCUAAAACACCAAGGCUGUGACACAAAGUCGGACAUCUGGUCACUGGCAUGCAUUUUAUAUGAGAUGUGCUGCAUGAAUCAUGCAUUUGCUGGCUCCAAUUUCUUAUCCAUUGUUUUAAAAAUCGUUGAAGGUGACACACCUUCUCUCCCUGAGAGAUAUCCAAAAGAACUAAAUGCCAUCAUGGAAAGCAUGUUCAACAAGAAUCCUUCAUUAAGACCAUCUGCUAUCGAAAUUUUAAAAAUCCCUUACAUUGAUGAGCAGCUACAGCACCUAAUGUGUAGAUAUUCAGAAAUGACUCUGGAGGACAAGAAUUUGGAUUGUCAGAAGGAGACUGCUCAUAUAAUUAAUGCCAUGCAAAAAAGGAUCCACCUGCAGACUCUGAGGGCGCUGUCAGAAGUACAGAAAAUGACACCAAGAGAAAGGAUGCGGCUGAGGAAGCUCCAGGUGGCUGAUGAGGAAGCCAGGAAGCUGAAAAAGAUUGUGGAAGAAAAAUAUGAAGAAAACAACAAACGAAUGCAAGAAUUGAGAUCUCGGAACUUUCAGCAGCUGAGUGUUGAUGUGCUCCGUGAAUCUGAUGAACCGACUUUAGAGAACCUGCCUGAGUCUCAGCCUACUCCUUCCCUGGACCUCAGCAAACUUGACUCAAUUGUAGAAGAUGCCACAUCUGACCUCGGAUAUCACGAGAUCCCAGAAGACCCACUUGUGGCUGAAGAGUAUUAUGCUGAUACAUUUGAUUCCUAUUGUGAAGAGAGUGAUGAGGAGGAAGAAGGAACAGUGUUAUCAGGACCAGAGAAAGAAAUCAAGAAGGAAUCCCAGCCUGCUUACAGAACAAACCAACAGGACAGUGACAUUGAAGCAUUGACCAGGUGUUUGGAAAAUGUCCUGGGUUGCCCUUCUCUAGACACAAAGACCAUCACCAGCAUGGCUGCAGACAUGUCCUCAGGACCAAAAGUUUUCAACAGUGUGAUGGCCAGGACCAAGAUGAAACGCAUGAGGGAUCCAGAUUAAAUUCCAAGCCUGGCACCAUGUUCCCACUAGAGGCCAAAAAGGAGGCCCCAUGGAAUGACAGCUGGACAACUUUCAGCUCUGAGGAGGGCAAGGGGCACACUGUGACUAAGACGGAUCCUUUCACUCACAGAGGCCAAGGGGAUGUACAUGGAGGGCCUGCUUCAUCGAAUGAAUUAUUCUCUUGGCUUCAGCUUCAUACAUCAAAUGAGACCGUUGGUGUCCUGUGCCUUACUGGACACAGGGAGUGUGGUCCCUGACAGGCACCAGGGACAUCACCUGGAAACUCGUGAGAAAUGGCCUCACCCCUCCUGAAUCAGUCUCUGAAUUUUAAACUAUUUGGAAAUUAGUAUACACAUUAAAGUUUGAGACAUUUGUUACAAGAGUGUGAGUUGGGAUCAGUCCUAAUAAAAAUCAAAUAUUAUAUAACAUAUGUUAAUAUAUUUGUGUUUUAAAGCCCUAAUAUUUUUGAGUUUUAAAAACUUACUUAUGGUGGGUAUAGAAGCUUACACCUGUAAUCCCAGCACUUUGAGAGGCCGAGGCAGGUGGAUCACCUGACGUCAGGAGUAUGAGACCAACCUGACCAACAUGGUGAAACUCCAUCUUAAAUAAAAAUACAAAAAUUAGCCAGGCGUGGUGGCACAGGCCUGUAAUCCAAGCUACUCAGGAGUCUGAGGCAGGAGAAUUGCUUGAAUCCUGGAGAUGGAGGUUGCCGUGAACCGAGAUCAUGCCACUGCACUCCAGGCUGGGUAAUAAGAGCAAAACGUUGUCUUAAAAAAAUAAAAUAAGUUCGCUUGUUUUCCAUUUAUUUUAAUAAGGAGGAUAUAAUUUACAUGCAGCAUAUCUCACCUCUUUUUAUACAUAGUUCUAUAAGUUUUGAUUUGUAUACAAUAAGAUUCACUCUUUUUAGUAAACAGUUCUAUCAAUGUUGACAAGUGCAAAUAGUCAUAUAAUUGUCAGCACAAUCAAGACCAUUGAACAGUUCUCUAGCCCCCAAAAUUCCCUGUGCUGCCCCUUUGUAGUCAGCCCCUCCCACCAUACCCUGUACCUUACAACCAUGGUCUACUUUCUGUCCCUAUAGUUUCUCCUUUUUAUAAUGUCAUGUUAGUGAAAUAAUCACUUAGCAUCAUAGGCCCACAUUGUAACUGGAUGGCAGUUGUGAAUACAGAGCUAGAUCUAUGCACAGUCAUAUGCUAGAGCCUUGUAAGUUUGAAUAACUUCAUUCCCCACAGAAUUGUCACAAGGAGAGUCAGGUCUGGCAUUAAAGUCACAGGCAUCUCACUAGCAGCUGUCCCUAAGGUUUCUGGCCCCUCUACAAGUCUGCUGUUAGAGGAACUUGCUUUCCGGAACAUUUUGAGGCUGAACUGCUGGUUUCCCUCUUAGACUUAUCAGGUUUUUUGCAAUGGCUGGGAGGCCUUAGUUCCUGGGAACAGUGUGAGUAGAGGGAGGCUCCUUCGUCUUGCUCUAUUGAGAUUUUUAGGGAUCAGAUCCACCUCACUAAAAAGCUCAAUAAUGGGAAACCAUGGAAAAGGCCUGAGAGUCUGGGGAAGCUUCUGGGCCCACUUUUCCAAUUGAAAGUCCAUGACCUGAAAAACAUCAGGGCCCUAAGAAACAGUUUAAUGAUAGGUCUGAAUCACCUUUGCAUUGCCAAUUCAUGCAGUCAGCACAGGAAGAAUAAAUAUUUGCAGGGAUAUGUGUUCUCCCCUUUAGGAACUGCAGUUACACGUUGUAUGUGUAGGCUCUCUGAAGUUGUCCCGCAGCUAACUGGUGCUAUGCUUGUUUUUUAUGCCUUUUUUCCUUCUCUGUGUGUCAUUUUGGAUAGUUUCUCUUGCUAUAUCUUAAAAUGUAUUAAUCUUUUCUUCUGCAAUGUCUGAUCUGUUAAUCUCAUUCAGUGUAUGUUUAUAAGUAGACAUUAUAAGCCUUUUGAGAUUUGUAGCAAAAUUAACUAGAACAUUCAGUAUAUUCUUUGUCUUAGACAUUAAGUUUCAUCUCUAGAAGUUUGAUCUGAGUCUUUUUGUUACAGUCACAUCUUUCUUGUCUCUGCUUAACAUGUUCGUUACUUCCUCUAGCUAGUUCAACAAGUAGAGUAUACUUACACUAAUUAUUUUGAUGUCUUUGACAUUGUGAGCUAAAACUCACCCUGUGUGGGUGCUGGAUAAUUUUGUAUUCCAGUAAAUAGCUUGGAUCUUUGUUUUAGUUGCUUGGAAGCAGUUUGAUAUUUUUGGUUCUUACUUUUGAGCUUUCUUAUGUAGGACCAGGGAAGGUCCUAUAGGCUCUAGCUGGUUAUUUCCCAUUUCUGCAGCAAGACCCUUUGGGAUUCUCUAUGCAAUGGCUGAUGAAUGACCAGGUUUACCAGUUAGGCAAGUCUGAAGGACUGAAGAGGCGCUAUUCCUGGCCCCAUGUGAGCCCCAAGCACUCUUCUCUCUCAUCCUCUCAGGUGCUUCUCUCCCUCAGCUCAGUAAUCUCCUCACAUGCCUGUUCUGGUCUAUAGUCAGCUGAAUCACUUUCUAUGUGUGGGUAUACACAGCUUUCUUGAUUUCUUUUGCUUCACAGUUUUUGAAACUACUUUUGUUUUAUUACCUUUGUUAAUUAUGUAACAUGUUUCCAUGGGUCCGAAGUCAGAUCCAUUCAAAGGCAUGUUUAAUGAAGACUAGCUUCUACUCUUGAUCCCUUGCCCUAUUUCCUCCCUUUGAUGUUUAAAAAUUUUAUGGGUCAUCCUUUCAUUUAAAAAUAUAUUCAGAUUGGUAACAUAUUAUAUACAUUUUUGUCUCCUUUAUUUAGCAAUAUAUGCUGGAGCACAGUAGCAUAUGGCAGAAUACUUCUUUUUACAGCUUCCAAGUUCUCCUCUGUAUAGAUGUAUUAUUGUGUAAUCAACCUGUAAUCUAAUGAUGGACAUUUGAGUAUUUGCAAUCUUUAGCUAGUACAAAUUGUGCUGUAAUAAAUAGCCUUGCACGUUCAGCUUUGUUUGUUAGUUUUAUUGACAGUUUAUCUUUGAGCUAGAUUUCUAGAAGUGAGAUUGCUUAGUUAGAGGAUAAAUGCAUACAUAAUGUUGGUAGAUAUUUCCAAAAGCCACUUUACACUGUCACCAGCAAUGUAUGAGAGUGAUGUUUCCCCACAAAGUAUGUUAUCAAACUUUUGGAGUUUAUUCUAUCCAUGCAUCCAUCCAUCCAUCCAUCCAUCCAUCUAUCGUAUAUCUACUUUUUUCUUUUAUAAAUAUAGUAUUUCAUUGUGUGGUCUAUUUUACUUGCUUUCGUAUAGUUUUCGGAAUUUAGGAAGCUGUGUCAUGUCUUACAGCACAUAAACUUGAGAUUAAAGUACACAAAAUGUCCCCAAAUCUACAUUUGGAGUGGAAAGGAAGAAACCACUUUUAGCCUCAGGUUUCAGCUGAGAUGUCCAACACAGCUUACCAGAAACCUUGCUUACUGGGGGUCAAGUGGUGUUGCUUGCAAAGAUUGAUAAAAAUGAUACUUUUUUUCUCAUUUAGCUAUUUAGCCAGAGACUUUUGUUUAAGUUAACUUAAUGAGGAGUAGGGCUUUGUGGUGCUCUAAAUCUCUGAUAUCUAGAAGGAGCCACCUUUCCAGGGCUGCUGAUUUUAUUGUCAUCAGUUUUAGAUUAUUAAUGCCUAGAGACCAGGCAUUAGUCUGGCAUUAUUAAUGCCAUAGAGAUCAGUGUAGUGACAUGCACAUUAUGCCCAAGUGGGCACUGCUUCUCCUAUAUGUAGACAUCUUACCUGUAGUAUUUAUAGAGGAAGAUGAAGGGUAAGAUGAUUUUCAUGGUGCUGUCUCAUGUCCUGGUAAUUGAAUGGGUUACACGCAUGGCUACCACAGUGCAUGCCACUGCUGAUGCUCAUAACAGGUUUCUGCAUUUUUGCAUCUGUGUCAUAGAUGCCUAUUCUCUUAUCCAGGUUGGAGCACAGCCCUGGUGUAGAGUACUACCAUGAGGACCGAAGUCAACUAUUUAGAGGCUGCAGAAGGCACAGGGAGUUUCUAUAAGUAACAGUGAAGUCAAACCUCAUAACUGAUUCAGUCUCCAAUUUAGCUGGUUCACAAAUUCUUGAAAUUUUUCCUUCACUUUCAAUCACAGGAAGAUCUUGACUGAAGAAGGUUAAAUAGAAAUGAGAAGUCCAUUAUCUUCUUUAUUGUCCUUGUUAACCUGAUAUGUAGCUGAUGGUACAGUAGCAAUCACUGGUAAAAAUGAUGAUAAGACAUUAAGCACUUGCUAAAAAUGUUCCCGAGAUGGGGUAGUAGCACGAAGUUUAUAAUUGUACCAGCCCAGUUUUUGAACUGGACCAAAGCCAUAGCAAUGUUUAUGUGGAGGAAAACUUGCUUUCCAUGUAGGCCUCCUUUGUGUCAGGGAGUGCACUAAGCCAGACACCUUCUCUUUCAUGAAGUUCUUACCAUAUACCUGUGAGAUGCAGAUGACUCUCCAGUUUAUAGGUAAAGAGUCUGUAUUUCAAGAGGAGAAGAACCCCUCCUAUUGUCAUAUAGCUAGUAAGUGGCAAGGCUUCAUUUCAAAUAGAAGUGUAGUUAUUCUAAAACUAGAGCUGGAAGGCACUGCCAAGAUGAGAUGGGAAUGGUGGGAGCUGAGUGAUACUGAAGUCUAGAUCUCAUCAGGAACUCUAAAGCAGCCUCUUAAUUACCAUAGGCCUUAUACGUACCUGGCAUCAUGCUCUGGAACCUAUUUGUUUUCAUUUUGUAGCCAUAAGUACAAACCAACUUAUCUUCACGAUGCAGAAGCUUUGAUACAGAAAGUUUAAGUGAAACACCCAAGAUAUUUCACUGGCUUCUAGGGUUGGUCUGUCUGCUAUCAUAUUUUAUGUCUUUUCACAUGCUUUUCUGAAUUGGUAGGUAUUGAUAUUGGUAUGUUGACAACAUUCUCACUCUUGAAUUCUCAUUCUCUGAAUUCAAGCUCUCUCUCUCUCUCUCUCUGUGUGUGUAUGUGUGACUAUCUAGUACUAUUUUACUAUUUUAAGAUUUCCAAGUGCUUUAUGAACAAAGUUCAUUCUGUUUGAAGAUUGAAAUAACCCUUCAAUGGAGAAAGAGGUGCAGUGAUGGUUCUUUUCUCAUUCUUUUUCCAAAUCUCAUUGAAAAAGUACUAGUUAUGCCUUCAGCAUUCCGUUUUUUAAAUAAAAGGUUAGUACGAGGCAGUGGUUCUGAAGGAACUGCUGAUUGAAAUCAGCAUUUCUAUUUCAAAACAACGAAAGUUUGUAUGUAAAGAAAGCUUGGUAACCAGCAAAUAAGGGCUCCUUUACCCAAAGACCAGUGGUUCUAAAUUUAUGUGUCAGGUUUAAGAGAUCCUUUAAAGAGCCAGCCAGACCUCUUACUCAGCCGUCUCAAGGUCUGCAAGCAAUUAAUGGAAUUUUUCUUAAGAGUCUGUUAGGUGUGAGGCAUUGUGCUUUGGGGCAUAGAACAAAGAGACACCUUACAACCUAGCUUGGGAAAUUGGACAUCUGAGGUGUGAUUUACAAGACUGAGGGCAAAUGCCAGGAGCCACCUGAGUGGAGCCAGCACCCUGGAAGUUCAGAGGAGGAGGCUCAUUUCUUAUAAAGGAGUGAGCAGAUUCCUGCACUUCUCCCUGAAAUGAACCUGUUGUAUUUAUUUCCCUGCUCCAGGAAUGACUUAUCAUCUUUCUCUGAAGCUGAGGUUCAGUAGAAGCUGAGGUUCCCUAUCCCAGAUGUCAGCCAGCUUGUCCCUGCCUCUCCAGGUCUAGGCAACUCUGACUUAAACCCUUAGGACAUGCCCUAUGGUAGCUCAAAACCUUUCCUAAGACGUCUACAAACUCGUGGGUGGUAUGAUCUCAUCCUCUGGGCUUCUGUCCCUAUUGUCCCUAUUCUGGCCCAUAUCGAUCUAGAGUAAAAAAUCUAGCUCAUUUUCCCCAAUAUGCUUUGUGAUGGUUAAGUGUCAACUUGAUUGGACUGAAGGACGCAAAUCCAGUCAACGCUGUGUCUGUGAGGGUGUUGCCAAAGGACGUUAACAUUUGAGUCAGUGGGUUGGGAAAGGCAGACCCACCCUUCAUCUGGGUGGGCACCAUCUAAUCAGCUGCCAGCACAGCUAGAAUAAAGCAGGCAGAAGAACGAGGAAGGUCUAGACUGGCUGAGUCUUCUGACCUUCACCUUUUUACCAUGUUGAAUCUUCCUGCCCUCGAACAUCAGACUCCAAGUUCUUCAGCUUUUGGACUCUUGGGCCUACAUCAGUGCUUUGCCAGGGGCUCCUGGGCCUUCAGCCACAGACUGAAGACUGCAAUGCUGGCUUCCCUACUUUUGAGGUUUUGAGACUCGGACUGGCUUCCUUGCUCCUCAGCUUGCAGACAGCCUAUUGUGGGACUUCACCUUGUGAUCGUGUGAGUCAGUACUCCUUAAUAAACUCCCUUUCAUAUAGACAUCUAUCCUACUAGUCCUGUUCCUCUAGAGAACCCUGAAUAAUAUACUCUUACUCACCCAAAUCUUCUGUGAGUACACUUGACUUUUUUGAAUAUUUCAAAGCUAGCAAUAAAAGCCUCAUGUCACAAGGACAUAAGCAACUUCAAACUAAUCAUUACGCAUCCUUGUUCUUUAAAAAUGCUCUUUAGCAGGUGGGCUCAUUGGAAAGCACUCUCUGAGAUGAUUUUCAUGUCGAAAGGUUUCUGGAGAUGGCCGGCUCUCUGGAUCCAUUUAUGGAGGGGCAAGGAAGGAAACAGGAGUAGGCAGAGAGAGAAGGUGGGCUGUGGUACCAUCUCAACAAGGUCUGGGCUACAGCACGGGGUACACCUAAGCUGGGAUGGCCCUGCAGUGUUCAUUGAGGGGGCUGAGCUCAAGAGCCCUCCAUCUACCAGUUACUGGCUGCAGGAAUGCAGGAAGGGCAUGAGCCCUGACAAGGCCAUUCUUGAGCUGAGCUGAGCGGAGCUGAGGGCAGUUCUUCAAGAGGGCUGAUGGCUGAAAUUUGUCCGCCAACGGCAUUCCAAGUAACUAGAGGGUAAAACUUCUCUAUUCUGAAAAACCGUCUUCAUCCCCAGCUCCAUUCCAGUUUCCUGACAUCUCUCAUUUUCCCUUGUUUCUCAGAAGCAAAACAAACUUUUCUAACAAUGGGGCACCUUAGUCAUUCUUCUGCUUCUUUACACGCAGAUAAGUCACCCUUGUGUAACAUCUAUGUCCUUGGGCUUUCAUCUUCCUUCACGAAAGUCUUCCUUGCAUAGUAUUUUCUAAAUAAACAAUUUCUGUGUGUGUGUGUGUGUGUGUGUGUGUGUGCGCGCGUGCACAGGAAUGUCUGUGCCAGCUGACACUUACCACAUUUGUACCCUAAUUCCAUCGGCUCCGUUUCAGUAAUGAUAGGACGCAUCAGAGAGAGAAAUUGCUGUAAUGAGAACAAUGUGGAUUUUUAGGAUCUGAGCACUCUGGGUUUGCAACUUGGCUACUUUUACUCUGUGGUCUUAGACAAGUCCCUUUACUUUCCAGAGCCUCAGUUUCUUCAGCUGUACACUGGAGGGAUAAUUAAAAAUAGCACCAUAUUGUGUAUUAAGUGGUCACCCAAAAAAAUACCAUCCCUUCUACCCGUCUUUCUUGGCCACUUCAGUUGCCAUUCUACAGCCCCUGACUUUAUGAGUUAGUACCUAAUUGACUAUGAAAAUGUUUGUUCUGUCAGUUUUUCACUACACAGAUUUGAAAUCCUGCUUCCAAGCAAACAAUCCUAAAGAGGGUUCACUAGCUAUUAUCACCUGCAAAACAGAUGUCCAGGGUUGAGGGUGUAGGGGACGUGGGAGCAGAGUUCAGGGACUUCGCGGGCAGUAUUUAUGUGGCUAGUGCCAAGGCUGCUUCAGUGUUCCUGGUGGCUCCUGUUGACCCUUUCUUGUUCAUGUUUCUUUUUUCUUCUUAGAGCUGUAAGUAAACUAUGUUAUAUGUAUUUGAUUGCCACUAUGACCAUGCCUGAAUUGUAGUAGAGUGUACUUUUCCCAGCUGAGGGCUAGCUAUUUUUAAACAACUAAGCAUGCUUAUCAUAAAAUUAAAUAAAUCAAUACAGUUGUUCCUAUAGUAUUUUGAAAUACCUAUAAUCUAUUAUUCAGUGUUGAAAACCCUGAACACCACCAGGUACUACAGGCUAAGCAGGAAAUUUUGCUUCUGUUUCUGUAUCACUGAGUUUUGCCUAAUAGUUUUCGAAUUGCCAAAUUAGAAAAAGAAAGCCUGGAACAUGAACCUUUCACUUCUCAGAAUAAACUGCCAUAUUUGGGCUCCCAAUGCCUGGGACUUCAGAAAGGAGGCAGGUUUACUCCGGCAGUAUGGUAUGAAGAUAUUGACCCAAAAAAUUUACCCAGAGAUUAUUUUGGAUUCUUCAUAAGGUGGAGGUAGAGUCAGGGAUUGCACCUGUCCCUCAUUAAGCCUCUCUGGUGUGAGGGGCACAUGGAGGUAAGUCACCCUUGUGUACCAUGAAUGUGCAAACAGAGCAGCCAGAAACACUCUGGGUAGAGUCAGGUGCAGAACAAUGGGUAAAACCUUAGAAAAACUGGAAGAAUAUUAGGGCCCUAGGUUUUCCCACUCCAUAUGAAAUAGCAGGUUUUUUCUGUCCAUCUGUGCCCAUAGGAGCUGGUCUGCAGGAAAAGGUAAUCUCAUAGGAGCAAGCAUGCUCUCUGGUGCAGCCAGAGAUUGCUCAACAGGCACAGAGAUCCCGCCUCCAGAACAAGAGCUAAUGGUGUAUCAUGGGAGUUGAGACCCAAAUUUGGCAAUUUGAUCUGUUUCAAGAAUGGUCCAAAGAUCUUUGUUUAUUUGUUUGUUUUGAGACAGGGUCUCACUCACUCUGUUGCCCCGAGUAGAGUGCACUGAAGCAAUGUAGGCUCACUGCAACCUCUGCCUCCGGGGUUCAAGUGAACCUUCCACCUCAGCCUAUUUUGUAUUUAGAUCGAAAUAUGUUAAAUAUUUUAAAUAUGUUAAAA
Molecule: messenger RNA, 11073 nt
Organism: Callithrix jacchus (white-tufted-ear marmoset)
Lineage: Eukaryota; Metazoa; Chordata; Mammalia; Primates; Cebidae
Source: RefSeq, a predicted model, not a curated record